UUUCGGCCACCACCUUAUUUAUCGCUGCUCUGCUGCGGUGUUUUCCACCCCCUUCCUUGCCAGACAGCCAACAACCCCCCUCCUGCCCCCGUGGAGUUGAUGCCGGAAUACCCUCGAUUGCGAUCACAACCGCCUCGCCCGCAAUUCCACCCAGAACUGUCGCUACGAGUCUGACAAGCCCUGUGUAGCCAAUUGUCGCGACCAAACCUGGGACUGUCAUGUCGCCAAGCGAACCAUAGAGGAUUCAAGGGGGAACUGAUCUGUGGGCAACCAAACAGCGCUAGAAAGAGACAAGCUACAACUAUUCGGGCGGCUGGACGAUCUUCUGGGAUGGUCUGAAACGGCCAGCAAGAUUCCACGAUGUCCGACAAAAUCAGCCUUUUGCCGUUGGAGCUCACCCUUCACAUACUCUCCUACCUCCCUUUCGAGUCGCUACUUGCGUUCGGGGAGACAUGCCGUGCCAACUACGAAUCUCACACGCUCUGCCUUCGAUGCCUACGGCUAGGGGUUUUUGAAAAGCGCAUCCACUCCGUGAUAUCCUUGCUCCAGGCUGGCUGGACCACGCCGGACCAGGUGGCUUAUGUCCCGAACAACGAAAAGGGUGGCGGGACUCACUUCACGAUCUCUAUCAUCCAACCUGCCAUGGGUGCCGUGAGCCCCGGCUUUGGUGCCAAGUCUCUCUUGAAAACGAAUGCUCCCAAAAGGCGGGUCCAUAUGCCGCAGGAAAUGUCUCGGACACUGGAGCAGACCGUCCGCGAGCAAAACAAGAUCUUCACCCAGGUAGUAGACCGGUAUGGCCGAGGACUUAGGAUGCUGGAGUUUAUGGCAUAUGAUCUCGACGACGAGGGUGCGAUGGCGCUAGCCACCAAGUGCCAGACCAUGCUGCAACAUUUGGCAUUGCGCUUCGAGCACCCACAUAUAAGAGACGGCCCCAUCAGACCGAAUGCUUGGCUGAGCCCGUCACCAGGGAGCACGGCUUGGAAUGUGCUGAUCGGGAUUGGACGAUAUCAGCAGCUUGGGCUUUGCGGGCUGCGAACGUUGAUUAUAGAGCGGGCGGGGAUUACUCCAUGGCAGUUGAUGAUGUUGGUGAAGAAGAACCCCAAGUUGACUGUCCUGAAACUGAGGACCUGCCGCGGUGUUCAGUCCGAGUUUUUGGACUGGCUAGGCGGCUUCACGUCUGAUCCAGAUGAGUCCGAAACCGAGGAUGAUGGCCUAGCCCCCGGUCGAAGGCUGGAAGUUCUCUGGCUGGAAAAUUGCCACGGCAUCACGAUCCAUCCCGCUGCAGGUCAUGAAGAUCUGUCAGACAAAGCUUGCGACGUUGGUCUCGAGUGGGUCCGAGGUCUGACAAGUCUGAAGUCUUUAUCCUUUAGCGAAAGCACACACCUUCCGCCUGCCUACAUUGACAGGGCAAAUAGAGUCAUUUGGAAGAUCCCAGAGGUCAUCUUGCCAUAUUCCUGCCAUGGGGAUAAGGCCGGCAUUGAAGUUGAUCCUAGUAUUUUACAGUAGCCUACCACGGCAGCUGUUCCUUUCUCGCUCACUGUGGUUUGGUGUUUUUAUGAAGGUGGCUUCGUGAUUUCAUUUUGAGAUGUUUGCAAUAGACCACCACUCUUUGUGUAACAGUCAAUAUGCGUGCUAGAUCUUGGGCUACUCCACAAAUAAGAUUACUGCUUUUG
Aspergillus heteromorphus CBS 117.55 is the source of this 1673-nucleotide messenger RNA. RefSeq names its product F-box protein. The transcript is spliced from 2 exons. Gene Ontology annotation, molecular function: protein binding. The coding region runs from base 361 to 1506 and encodes 381 amino acids. NCBI's taxonomy places the organism in Eukaryota, Fungi, Ascomycota, Eurotiomycetes, Eurotiales, Aspergillaceae. The record is from RefSeq and is a predicted model, not a curated record.